AUGCCGGUGCUCUUGCGUUUCAGCAAUAAGGAGGCGAUGCGCUGGUCCCACGUGCUGCUGACCAAGGUGUUCUCGGGUCCGGUCUGCGACGUCGUGUUCACGCUGGCUCAGGACAACCUGGCGCUGACGGCCUACGCUGUGGAAGUGGUGACGGGGGACGAGCACCCGUCGUUCUACGGCCACACGGAGCGCGUGCAGCAGCUGACUGUCAGUCCGGACGGCUCGCGGUUCGUCUCGGCCAGCGACGACCAGACGCUCAAGAUCUGGGACCUGGAGGCGGCCGUGCGUGCCGCGUACGGUACUGACGAGCACGACGUGUCCUCCGGCCAGCGGUCGCCGUCGCCGCGCGUGCGUCCCUCGUCGGGCGCGUUCCUGUUCCCGGAGGCAGCGCCGCGCGACGACAGCCUGCUGACGCUGCGCGGCCACCGGGCGGCCGUGCUGUGCGUCGACUGGUCGCCCGACGGCGCCCACCUGCUCUCCGGCGACGUCGAGGGCACGUUCAAGCUGUGGGACGUCCUGGGAGGUCCGCUGUUCGAGAAGGAGAAGGCUCACAACGGCCACAUCACGUGCUGCAACCUUCUCGCCGGACAGCACCUACUUCGCCACGGGCCGCCGCCGACGGCCGCGUCCGGCUACAACAACUCGAUCGUCUCUGUGGCUGAUAACGAGAUCUUCUGCUGGGUGUGGGACACGAGCCGGCGGCCGAGUCGCGACUACGUGGAAGUCAAGAAUGCAGGCGGGCGCGUCAUCUCGACACAGCGCGGCUUCGCCGGGUCGGUGACCUCACUGGUGUUCUCCCACGACGGCGAGCGGCUGCUGGCGGGCGCCGGCGACAUGGUCACCUCGUGCAGCCUCACCAGGACGCCCAAGGUGGAGGACAGCCUGCAGCCGCUGUUCUCGGCGCGGUUCGCCUCGCCCGACCCGAGCUCGCUGGUCGUCGCCGCCAUCACGUCCAACAACGGCGUCCAGGGCCAGUUGGACCGUGAGCUAAUGGUCCUCAGAGGACUCGAUGGCACCAUUGUGACCACGACGAAGCCCGUGGGGGAGAAGAUCUGCAUCACGGAGAUCAACCAAGCCGGAACUAUGGUGGCGUUCGGCUGCGAGGACGGCUCCGUAGGCGUGUACGAGAUCGCGGUGGCGUCGGCGAGCCGCGCCGAGCCCAACAUCCUCGGCAAGCACAGCCAGCGCGUCAUCUCGCUGCAGUUCGGGGCCGGACGGCGCCGUCAGGACAGGAACAUGAAGGGUGAGCGGCUCAAGAGGACGGGAACAUGA
Messenger RNA from Pollicipes pollicipes, 1272 nucleotides. Its product is annotated as vegetative incompatibility protein HET-E-1. Gene Ontology annotation, molecular function: protein binding. The record is from RefSeq and is a predicted model, not a curated record. NCBI's taxonomy places the organism in Eukaryota, Metazoa, Arthropoda, Thecostraca, Pollicipedomorpha, Pollicipedidae. Bases 1 to 1272 code for a protein of 423 amino acids. The transcript is spliced from 11 exons.